This is a messenger RNA of Nannizzia gypsea CBS 118893, 2961 nucleotides long. RefSeq lists its product as hypothetical. The transcript is spliced from 3 exons. Gene Ontology annotation, molecular function: phosphopantetheine binding; catalytic activity. The record is from RefSeq and is a predicted model, not a curated record. Gene Ontology annotation, cellular component: cytoplasm. Lineage: Eukaryota; Fungi; Ascomycota; Eurotiomycetes; Onygenales; Arthrodermataceae. Gene Ontology annotation, biological process: amino acid activation for nonribosomal peptide biosynthetic process; secondary metabolite biosynthetic process. The coding region runs from base 1 to 2961 and encodes 986 amino acids.
AUGGCCCUCGAGAUACACCAACGACCAGAAGCAGCCAAUGGCCGAACUAUCUCUGAGCCGUGCUUGGCAAAGUUGGCCCUUCAGAUCGCAGCUAGUCACACUUGGAACAAGGAAACGCCGCGAGAACACCUCUAUACUGUCCACGAACUUAUCAAGGAGCGUACCUUACGGCAGCCACUAGCGGAUGCAGUCAACUCCUGGGAUGGCAACUUGACCUACCGGGAGUUAGACGAACUUUCUGAUUCGCUGGUUCCUAAACUCCACAAAGCGACGGUCAAGGCAGGGACGGUCGUGCCGAUGUGUUUCGAGAAAUCCAAGUGGACGAUUGUGGCUAUUCUGGCAGUAAUGAAAAUUGGUGCGGCCUUUCUCUUGCUUGACCCGUCGCAUCCAGCUGCUCGGCUUGAAUAUAUGAUCAAAACUGUCAAUGCGAGUGUUGUACUCUCUUCACCCCAGCAUUCUCAACAUGAAGCAUUGAAGGAGCUCAGAGGCAUCGUCGUUGAUGAGUCGAGCAUUGAUAUCGCAAACAGACAUGGUUCAGACGGGAGUUACCCCAAAGGAGAUGCUCGUGCAGCGCUGUAUGUCAUGUUCACCUCCGGCACAACGGAUGCCCCAAAGGGCUUCACCAUAGAGCACCGGGCGUUUUGCUCAAGUGCGUUAGCACGAGCGAGCAUCAUUCAGCGUGAUGAAAGGUCGCGUGUUUUCCAGUUUGCAGCCUUCACAUUUGACCCUUGCAUGGAAGACAUGUUAACAACGCUAAUGGUCGGCGGUUGCAUAUGCAUACCAAACGAGAAUCAGAGAAUUAACGACCUUGCGAAGUGCAUCAGAGACUUAGACGCCAAUUUUCUCAAUGUUACACCUGGAGUUUCGGAUCUUUUAGAACCUCAAGAGGUACCCGGUUUGAAGAUUCUCCUCUUGUCGGGGGAGUCAAUGAAAGCACGUCACAUCGAAAAAUGGUCUCCUCAUUUGCAGCUAAUCAAUGGCUACGAUCCGAGCGAAUGCUGUCUCAAAUGUGCGAUAAACCCUGGGAUGGUUCCCGGUAUGAAGCCAACUAAUAUCGGUUUCCCCGUUGGCAGCUCGCUUUGGGUCGUCAAUCCAUCGAACAUUGAAGAUAUUUUGCCAGUCGGAGAAGAAGGGGAGUUGUUGAUAGAAGGUCCCACGCUAGCCAGAGGAUACCUCCAGGAUAAUGCGACGAAAUCGUUUGUGGAAGCACCGUCUUGGCUGAAGUUGUUUCGUAAUGAUCCAGCGGCACGAAUCUAUAAGACUGGUGAUUUGGCGAUGUACCGGGAGGAUGGAAGCAUCGAUUUCAUCGGCCGAAGGGAUACUCAGGCAAAGAUCAAUGGACAACGCAUCGAGUUUGGUGAAAUCGAGUCUUUGAUAUCGAAAGUUACCAGCCAGGAAUACCAAGCUAUUGUGGAAUUCAUUCCUCUGAAGGACGAAGAACGACCGACCUUGGUUGCGUCUGUAUAUCACGCUGAAGCACCGAAAAGCACAGGUGCCCGAUCGAUAAGGGGUAAUUAUGUUGGCCGGUUCACACCAGAAUUUGCCGAAUUGGCAGCAAACUUGUCACGAGAGCUUGCGGCCUGGCUUCCUCGCUAUAUGAUUCCUUCUCUCUUUCUCCCAAUUCAAGCUGCCCCUCUGACGGUUCAUGGGAAGACAGAUCGUAGAGUCUUAAAAUGUGAGCUUUUGCAGAUUGAGAGGAAGUUAAUCAUUCCUGCCACACAAGGCGCAGACGAUGCAGCCGAGGAUUGCCUUGAUCCUCAAGAGUGGACAUUGCUACAAUUAUGGGAUGGGGCAGUGGUAGCAACUCCAUUUAAGAGCAAGCACGGAGCAGAUUCAAUUGCGCAAUUCUCAUUGUUGGAUGGAGGAGAAUUGAAGGGUGUAUUGAACAUAGCAUUGGAACAAGCAUCUCUCACUAGCUCAGAAAUCGAGGAUAUUUACCCUUGCACCCCUCUCCAAUCUUACUGGGCUGAGUACGCCUUGGCUCACCCUGGUGAGCUCCAGGCACUGUGGAUUUAUUCUGUCCCGCCAAAAAUUGAGAUAACCAAGCUACAAAACGCCUGGGAGAAAGUCAUGGCGGAGAUUCCAACUCUUGGGGCAAGGGUGAUCAAAUUACCAGGUAGGAGAUUCAUUCAGGUGAUCUCCAACGACAAGCGAGUAUGCGAAAAAUGGACGUCACUUCAGGGCUUCAUGGAGAACAAAACGCCAUUGGGUUUUCGUCUCGGGCAGCCCCUUACUAGUGCUGCAGUUAUCCUAGACUGUGAUUCGAAUCAACAAUAUUUUGGUGUAAUCUCGCACCAUUCAGCAUGGGACGGGUGGUCCAAGAAGCUCCUGUUUGCGCGUCUGGGAGAGAUAUAUCUAGCACCAGAAUCGCCGUCCCCUGAGUGGACACCGUUUACCCGUUUGAUUGAGCAGAUCCAAACCACAAGUACUGAUAGGUAUCAUGAGUUCUGGAAAACAGAGCUGUCCGGGGUAACUCAAACGGCUCUCUUUUUCCGGAAGCAAGUCGACGAGCCCGCAAGAGCUAAAUCGUACAGUUUUGAAAUCUCCUUCCCGGCGACAGAUCUAGGAAUCGAGGACAUAGUUGCGCCGACGGCUGCUCAGGUUCCCCUCCGAAUACUUAUCAAGAAGGAGCAGGCAGUCACCAGUUGGCUUGAAGGUAUUCAGAAUCAGCUCGUCAAAAGCAUCCCGUAUAUGCAUGCUGAUUGGGAUAUCUUCCGCUCACAGUUGGGUGAGGAUGUACAUCAGGCGUGGGAAUCAUCGCCUCUCCUUGUCAUACAUCCGGUGGCAAGUCGCAAGGUGGAUGAAGACUGUUUGCCCUUGGGGAUGAAGCAGGUUGAGCGGCUGUUCGCACGUAAAAUCCCAUUCACUGUUGAGUGUUAUGUGAGCUCUGAGACUAUUAAGACGGAUAUAUUCUAUGAUGAAACAAUCUUUAGUCCGUCUGUGGUGUCGGCCCUAUGUUAG